AGAUAUUACAGAACAUAUCAAGCAACAGCCUCAUGGCAUUUUUAUAUAUUAUGCAGAAUCAAUUUUAAGGUUAUAAUAUUUCGUUAUUUGUGAAGAAAACGUGCACGCGGCUUAUAAUAAGUUUUUAGUUGUUAUUCUGGUUGUUUAUUAAAAAUGGAUAGUUUUCAGUAUUCUUGCUAUUUAUGUAAAAUUCCAGUUCUACUCAUUGUAUAAUUGUAAAUUAGCUUAUCAAUUUAUUUUGUUUUGUGAUUUUUGAAUCAAGACUUUAUGAUUUUCUGCACUUGACAUUGUAAAGUUGAUUAUGUUAUUGCAAAUUAGCUAAAAAUGGGCGAGACUCACUUAUUCUCAAACUGUGGACAUUAUCUGGCCCAUUUAAGUCUUAAUGGAUCCAUUCGUAUUUGGGAAACAGAAACUAAUGUUUUGAAACAAGAAUUUACCCCUAGUUUAUCAUCAACACCAAGUCCUAUGGUAUGGGUAUCGAUUCAAACAGAUACACCAGAAUGGAAAAAGGCGAAAAAAUCUGUCAAGGAACAACCAAGGUCGCUUCUUGUUCUUAUUCCUCCAACCAGUAUCGUCUACUACAGCGUUGACAACGGAAAAGUACUCUACACCUCGUCCAAAGAACACCUCAAAUCAAAAGCGCUAGCUGUAAAUGCUAAACCUGGUACGGAUUUGUAUUAUGCCACAGCCAAUGGUGAUAUUGUAAGAUGGGACAUUUCGAAAAAGCGACCAAUAAGCAAAUGGAAGAGUGGUCAAGGCAUUUCAUACUUGGUCAUAUCGAAGGACAACAAAAUACUCGCCACCAACAAACAUACUGAAAUAAUAUGUUGGAAUGUGGAAACAAAAGAGAUGAUGCAUUCGUUCAAAAGCCACAAAUCCAACAUUGUUAUGAUGGACAUGGUCUUCUUACCUUCUGGAGGUCAAUAUCUGUUUAGUGCAGCUAGAGACGAACGUUAUAUCAAUGUGUGGAAUUUGAGCGAUGGCAGCUCAAAGCCGAUUUCUGUGUUGAGAGGAACUGAUAAUUCACUUUCAAUAUCUUGCAAUUCCGAUGCAAGUGGAAACGCAAAAAUAGCAACAGUUACACGAAGUGGAUGUGUGCAUGUUUUUAAUUACCAUUGUAACGGUCCAAUGUCUGCUCCAUUGAAACCAACCUAUUCUAUUUUGGUAUCCUCGAAUAAGGAACAGGAAAAGAGCACUGAUUCAGGUCUUAUACCUGUUACUGCAGUACGAAUGCAACAAUCAAAGUUGAAAAUUUGUUACGGGUUUUCAACAUUCAUCUGUUUUGAGUCGUUGGCUAUAGACACUAUUGAUUCAGAUACAUUCCUUGUCAGGCAAGAUCCAAGAAUUACCAUCCGUAAAAGCGAAGAACAAAAAUUCAAUAAGGUAAGAAAUGUGGCAGUGGAAGAAAACGCAGAGUUUAUCAAUCCAGCUGUAAUUCAUAGAUCGUCGAAAAGGGAUUGGGAAGAAAUGCAUGACGAUAACCACAUACCUCUAGAGUCGUUGAUUGAUGGCAUGAAUAUUUCUUCGAAAACAAAGGCCGCUGGAGAUUCGAUGACAUUGAUGCUUGUUCAGGGUCUCAACAGCAAGGAUAAAAAAAUACUCACAAACAUACUUAGAGAAAGUAAUAAAGAUAAAAUAUUGCAUACAGUUGAGAGGCUACCGCUACAAGCAGUUAUGCCACUUGUAACCUUUCUAACCUCUCUCAUACAAAGUCCGACGUGGAUGAGUCAAAUAGCAGCAGAAUGGCUGCAGACGGUAGUGAGAGUGCACGCCAGUCAGUUCAUUGCCGAUGACAACUUUGGUAAGGUGAUCGCGCCACUGCUGGGUCUGGUCGAGACGAGGCUGGGCUGCAUAGGGUCCCUCUGCAAACUCAGGGGCAGAUUGGAUCUGCUCUUGGAUCAGGCCAGUGUCGGCAACAAACAGCAGGCUGUCGUUGAGCCUCUCCUCUGCUAUCAAGAUCAAGAUUCUCCACAAUUGAACACGGAAAGCACAUCGGACGAUAAGGAUGAGGAUGAUGAAGAUGAGGACGAUGAGAAGAGCGAUGAGGACGAGUGGGACUGGUCUGAGAAGGACGCCAUGGAGGUAGACCAAGACAUUGAUAGUGAUGACAUUCCUGAUCACAAUGGUUUACCUGACGGCACCGAUAGCAAUUCUGAUUAAUUUGCUUGCAAUCACUAUUGUUUACAUAAAUCAUUUUAUUUUAA
This is a messenger RNA of Nilaparvata lugens (brown planthopper), 2204 nucleotides long. Its product is annotated as WD repeat-containing protein 43. The transcript is spliced from 10 exons. The record is from RefSeq and is a predicted model, not a curated record. Gene Ontology annotation, biological process: maturation of SSU-rRNA from tricistronic rRNA transcript (SSU-rRNA, 5.8S rRNA, LSU-rRNA). Bases 325 to 2160 code for a protein of 611 amino acids. Gene Ontology annotation, cellular component: nucleolus. Gene Ontology annotation, molecular function: protein binding. Lineage: Eukaryota; Metazoa; Arthropoda; Insecta; Hemiptera; Delphacidae.